Messenger RNA from Aplysia californica (California sea hare), 1797 nucleotides. Its product is annotated as acyl-coenzyme A thioesterase 9, mitochondrial. Gene Ontology annotation, molecular function: fatty acyl-CoA hydrolase activity. The transcript has 2 exons. Gene Ontology annotation, cellular component: mitochondrion. Gene Ontology annotation, biological process: acyl-CoA metabolic process. The coding region runs from base 346 to 1755 and encodes 469 amino acids. The record is from RefSeq and is a predicted model, not a curated record. NCBI's taxonomy places the organism in Eukaryota, Metazoa, Mollusca, Gastropoda, Aplysiida, Aplysiidae.
GACUUGAAACAUGAUAUCCUAGACCGGGCAUUGUCAUGGCCGCAGCUCUACUUUGCUUUUAAAUUUAUAAAAAAAACUUCAGUCUUCCGCUGGGCACCAUUGACGCACGUAUGAAGGACAAACCAUCUGUUUCACUAACGACGAGUGCACAUGUCACGUUUCCCUCCUUAUCCCUCUUUUGGUUCCAAACAGAGUCCAAUGGCGCGCUCCACGGUGUGGUGCCGAAAUGACGUCAGAGAGCACAGUCUGUGAUAUUAUAACGCAAGUCUUUGCCGGAACAGUGAAAAAGGGUUCGAUUUCAGACAGACCUUCUUUGAAAGUUUCAACUUUGUGAACUUAAAUAGUAUGAAUACAGCCAUGAGCCGGCAUUUGAGUAGAACAAAUUUAAAGAUGGCGUCCUGCGUGAUACGGCCCCACGUGAGAAGGAUUCCUUUUCUCGGUCACCGAUUCACAGUGGUCAGACCAGCCCGCGGCAUGACCUCUGGCACCGGAACCAGGGAGAAGGACAGGAGGGAAGAGAACAACAACGACGACGACGGCCACCACUUGAUGACCAUCUUCGAGGUGCGCGAACACCUGAUGAACAUGGUGGGCUGGCGCAGAGAGUGGGCGUCGGGGGAGGAGGACAAGCCGUCUGUCAGAGACACGUCGUCUCUCCUACAGCACAUAGCUCGGAGCCAGGACGAACUGCCCAAACGUAGACCCCGGGACAGCUUCUCUCGCGCCGUCAUCCCGCUAGGCCGCGACCCUUCCAGUAGAGAGUUCUAUCUCUUCUUCAACAGAGGUCUCCGCUUCGGAAGGCUGCUGGAGAACUUCGACACAUUCGCCGGCCUCAUCUGUUACAAACACAACAUGAAACCGGAGCUGGGGCCCCACCAGAAGUCGCCGUUCGCCUUCGUGACGGCCAUGGUGGACCGGAUCGUGUUGUCCCCCGCCGGGCCCGCCCCGUCCCCCUACAAAGACAUCCUGAUGAGUGGCCAGGUCACGUGGGUGGGCCGCUCCUCCAUGGAGUGCACGAUGCACAUGGACCAGGAGCACGGCGGGGAGCUCCAGCGGCUCAUCACCGCCACCUACCUCUUCGUCGCCCGGACCCCCAAGACGGACGAGGCCGCGGUGGUCAAUCCGCUCGACCCACAAACGCCGGAAGAACGCCAGAUGUUUGAGAAAGGGGAGCUAAAAAAGAGGUCGAGACAACUGGCUUCCCAGACCUCCCUCCUGAAGAACCCGCCCACAGAGGACGAGCGGCUGAUCCUACACGACAUAUUUCUCUCCACCAUCGACCUCUCGUCUGGCAGCUUCAAAACGAGAAUCCGGCCCGAGAAUACGAUAUGGAUGGACGAAACGAAACUCAAAUCUCUCACCGUCUGCCAUCCGGAGAAAAGAAAUCUUUACAACAAAAUCUUCGGGGGGUUCCUCAUGCGCAAAGCGUACGAGCUGGCCUGGACCAACGUGUACUUCUUUGCCAAAACCUGCCCGCCUAUGUGCACGCGGGUGGACGACAUCGUGUUUCUAAAACCCGUGGAAAUCGGGGACUUCCUCUUCCUCUCCUCCCAGGUGGUGUUCACGCGAGAGUCCAGCGUGCAGAUGUACGUCCACGCCGAGGUGGUCAGGCCGGGGGAUUCUGGAAGCAGGCACACCACCAACAACUUCCGGUUCACGUUCGACAUGGGCUUCACAGACGUCCCCCGCGUGCUGCCCAAGACGUACGCUGAGUCUAUGCUGUACUUGGACGGCAGGAGGCACCUCGACACUUGAGGGGGGAGUGGAGGGGAGUGGAGGGGAGUGGAGGGGAGUGGA